CUGCCACCUCUCUUCCCUCUCCAUAUUCUCUCCUUCUGAUUUUCUUUUUUUACCCAUCAUCCCUCUGGAUAUUCCGGGGCGAGAUAUGAAGCGGCGCCAUGGGUUUCAUGGAAUUCUACCUGGAGAUUGACCCCGUCACCUUGAACCUCAUCAUCCUGGUCGCCAGCUAUGUCAUCCUGCUGCUGGUCUUCCUCAUCUCCUGCAUCCUGUACGACUGCCGGGGCAAAGACCCCACCAAGGAGUACGCACCCGACAUCGCGCCGCCGCCGCCCAGCCAGUCGCCCAUCCGCCUGGUGGUCAUGCAGAACUCGCCGGCCUCGGCCCGCUACGAGCCCAACAACACGGCCUCGGGCCACGGAGAGCUGCCGACGCCGGACCUGAGCCGGGACCGAGGAGAGAGGGAACGAGAGAGGGAACGAGAGAAGAGGAGUACUCUGGUCUGA
This is a messenger RNA of Anarrhichthys ocellatus (wolf-eel), 443 nucleotides long. It is a transcript of the gene smim36, whose product is annotated as small integral membrane protein 36. The coding region runs from base 99 to 443 and encodes 114 amino acids. The transcript has a single exon. NCBI's taxonomy places the organism in Eukaryota, Metazoa, Chordata, Actinopteri, Perciformes, Anarhichadidae. The record is from RefSeq and is a predicted model, not a curated record.